Messenger RNA from Nematocida homosporus, 522 nucleotides. RefSeq lists its product as uncharacterized. The transcript has a single exon. The coding region runs from base 1 to 522 and encodes 173 amino acids. The record is from RefSeq and is a predicted model, not a curated record. Lineage: Eukaryota; Fungi; Microsporidia.
AUGGAAGAAGACGAUGAUUUAAGCGAAAUCAUUAACGCAAUAGAGCAACUAUCCAUUCAUGAUCCUUGGCGCCGAAGAAUCAAAUCAAGUCUCCAAAGAGGCCUAAAUCAUCCCAAAAAGAGAGAUUCCCAAACCCAAUCGACCACUUCCACCCCUAUCUGCAAACCAGACUUACCCCGUCGAUCUCACCACUCUACUUCUCUCCACCAUACCAGUCACUCCCCCAAACUAGACAUUCUUCUUACGGCCAUCAAAACCUACACCCGAACCCAUCCUCCCACUUCCACCCAUAUCCAUUCCCAUCCCCCACCAUUCUCACCAACUACCACCAAUACUACCACCACUACCAUUCAAACUAAACCCACCGCAGACUUUAACCGACGCAAGAUCAAGUGGCUCAUCGAGCAAAUGAUGAAUCUCAAACCAAUUCAAACAUCCCAACCAUCAACCAACACCCAUUCAGAAACAUUCAACUUUGACAUCCUUCAAAGCGCCGAAGAAGCCUCCGAUGAUUCCAACUAA